GACCCGAAUCCUUAGUCUGAGUUUGCGCACCUUCGUGGCACACUGACCGAAGACCGACGAAAUGGCGUCUGCAGCUGACUAUAAUUCAUACAGCCAGUCCGGAGCCCAGCAGGGGUACGGCUCCUACGCUGCUCCGCCCUCUCAGAGUUAUGGCCAGACUGCCCAGCCGCAGGGCUAUGGUCAGCCUCAGGGCUAUGGCUCGUACAGCCAGGCUGCAGACUCGGCCUACGCCCAGCCAGGGGCCUCUGCGGGGGCAUACGCCCAGCCCUCCUACGGCUCCUCCUACAGCCAACAGCCCCCAGCCACCGGUGGGUACAGUGCUGCUCCUGCCAGUCAGCAGGGCUACAGUCAGCCCGUCCAGAGCUACAGCUCCGGAGGAUAUGACUCCGCCUCCGCGCCGGCCUCGUCCGCCCCCGCCUCACAGACCCCCUACAGCGGGCAGGCCGGGUACGGCGCCCAGCCCGCCUACCCCGGGUACGGCCAGCAGGCCGCCUCCACCGCACCCCCUAGAGCCCCUGAGCUGAGCCAGGCCCUGGAUGCGGCUGACCCCCAGGCUAACGUGGCCCUCUAUCACCCAGCCUACAGCUGGGGCGGCUACAGCUAUGCCCAGCCCCCUAGCCCCUACCCGCCCUCCAGCUACAGCGCCAGCAGCCAGCCCUCCAGCUAUGAACAAGGCUCAUACUCCCAGCAGCCCCCCGCCAGCUCGUACUCCCAGCCCCAGGGCGGGUACCAGGCUCAGGGGGGAGCGUACCAGGCCCAGCAGGGGGGGUACCAGGCCCAGGGCGCGUAUCAGCAGCAAGCCCUCCCUCCCCAGCAGACUGCGCCACAGCCCCAGGCCCAGCCCACCAGCUACCCGCCGCCCUCCAGCUCCUAUGGCCAGCCCCCCUCCGCCCAGUACAGCCAGCAGGGCGGCGCCGCAGGCAGCUACGGCCAGCAGAACGACUACAAGCCUCCCAGCCAGUACGGUAACUACAGGCAGGACCACUCUAACGGGAUGGGCAGCGGAGGCUACUCCGGCCCCGAGCCGGGCGGAUUCGGGGGCCCGGGCGAAGCUCGCGGCCGGGGCAGGGGCGGUUUCGACCGGGGCGGUUUCGACAGGGGCGGGAUGAUGCGCGGAGGCAUGAGAGGGGGCGUCAGCCGCGGUGGGAUGGGCAUCGCUGGAGACCGAGGUGGCUUCAUUAAGCCCGGUGGACCAGACGGUGAAAUGGGUGCGUUCCCACCAGUCCGUAUGGAGGAGCAGGACGACUCUGAGAACAGCACCAUCUACAUCACCGGCCUGACGGAGAACGCCACGCUGGACGAGAUGGCCGAGUUCUUCAAGCACAGUGGGAUCAUCCGGAUAAACAAGCGCACAGGUCUCCCCGCCAUCAACAUUUACACGGACAAGGACUCCGGGAAGCCCAAAGGAGACGCCACUCUGUCCUACGAGGAGCCGCCCUGCGCCAAAGCCGCUGUCGAGUGGUUCGAUGGGAAGGACUACCAGGGGAAGAAGCUGAAGGUGUCGAUGGCGCGGCGGAAGCCCAUGAUGGGCAUGAUGAGGGGGGGCAUGCCCAUGAGGGACGGCCGCGGCAUGAUGGCGCGCGGAGGCAUGAUGGGGCGCGGGGGGAUGGGGCGCGGCGGGGGAGGAGAUCGUGGUGGAUUCCUGCCCCGGGGCGGCCCCCGCGGGAUGGGCCGGGGGGGGCCGUCAGGAGGAAACAUGCAGCAGAGAGCAGGAGACUGGCAGUGCCCCAACUCGGGCUGUGGGAACCAGAACUUUGCCUGGAGGAUGGAGUGUAACCAGUGCAAGGCCCCCAAACCAGAGGGCUUCGGCCCGCCGCCCUUCCCCCCUCCAGGUGGGGACCGAGGCAGGGGAGGCCCCGGCAUGCGGGGGGGCAGAGGCAUGGACCGAGGCGGGCCGGGCGGGCCCGGAGGCCCCGGCGGGUUUAGGGGCGCUCGGGGGGGCGGAGACCGCGGCGGACCCGGGGGAUUCAGAGGACGCGGCGGGAUGGACCGUGGAGGGUUUGGAGGGCGGGGCCGGGGCGGCCCCCCCAUGGACGACAUGGGCGGGAGAGGGGCCCGCAGGGGCAUGGGCCCCCCAGGGAAGAUGAUGGAGAUCAAGGGCGACCACCGCCAGGAGCGACGAGACCGACCGUACUGAGGACCAGGACCCUCCACAGGAUUUAUUUUAUAAAGUGUUUUAAAACUCCCGUGUGUACGUGAUGGGAUCAUUUCCCAUAGUUUCUGCAUUCAGUCAUCGGUGAUCUUAUUUUUGUUUUGAUUCUGUAUUUUAUUUUUUUAUUCGGUUUUAUUGCUUCGGUUUGGUUUGUUCGGUUGUAGCCGGAGGAUUGAGUGCAUGCUGCGCUGUUCGGUCCUCACCAAUUACAGGAUGUUGUGAAAUGUUUGUCACGAUUUAAUGUUUUUAUUAAUUUUUUUAUUUUAUUCAAAUGUGUUCCCCCAUCCCUCUUGACACCUUUCUGAAUUAAAAAUGAGAACCUGAA
This is a messenger RNA of Conger conger (European conger), 2477 nucleotides long. It is a transcript of the gene ewsr1a, whose product is annotated as EWS RNA-binding protein 1a. Gene Ontology annotation, biological process: regulation of DNA-templated transcription. NCBI's taxonomy places the organism in Eukaryota, Metazoa, Chordata, Actinopteri, Anguilliformes, Congridae. The transcript is spliced from 17 exons. Gene Ontology annotation, cellular component: nucleus. The record is from RefSeq and is a predicted model, not a curated record. Gene Ontology annotation, molecular function: transcription coregulator activity; RNA binding. The coding region runs from base 62 to 2137 and encodes 691 amino acids.